Colletotrichum graminicola M1.001 is the source of this 246-nucleotide messenger RNA. RefSeq lists its product as uncharacterized. The record is from RefSeq and is a predicted model, not a curated record. The coding region runs from base 1 to 246 and encodes 81 amino acids. The transcript has a single exon. Lineage: Eukaryota; Fungi; Ascomycota; Sordariomycetes; Glomerellales; Glomerellaceae.
AUGCUUGACGAUGGCAUCUGGACCGGGCAGACCGGCGUCGGAGCCAGACACGGACGAGCAGGCAUAAUGGACUGCAAGGCUAGCACUGCGGCCAAGAAGAAGAAGGAGGAGGAGGAGGAGGAGAAGGGGAAGAAUAAGCAAGCCCGCAUCAAUGACAGCGGCGAUGAGACCCGUGUGGGGGGGGUGUCAACGACGGCGCUCACAAAGACGUCGAAUAAGCCAGAUGGCUCCGGGGAUGACAGAUGA